AUGUGUGAGGAAUAUGCGAGGGCACACGGCCUCCUGUAUAAUGCUCAGAAAAGCGAGCUUCUGGUAUUUAAAACCAGGGGUCGUACGCUGGGAAAUGUGGCACCUGUGCUGUUUAACGGUGUCGCACUUCGAAGAGUGUCUGAGUUUAAAUACCUUGGUCAUAUCGUCACCGAGGAUUUAAAUGAUGAUAGUGACAUUGAAAGAGAAAGAAGGGCGAUGGCGGUCCGCUGUAAUAUGUUGGCACGCAGAUUUGCGAGGUGUAGUAUAGAUGUGAAGAUCACUCUGUUUAAAGCAUUCUGCCAAGGUCUCUGCACCUGCAACCUGUGGGUCAGCUAUACUCAGCGGGCCAUCAACGCACUCAGAGUCCAAUAUAAUAACGCGUUCAGGGUGCUGGUGGGGCUCCCACGCUAUUGUAGUGCGUCUGCGAUGUUUGUACAUGCGCACACAGAUGGUUUUUACCGGCGCCGCAUUGCUUCGCUGAUGCUUCGUGCGCGUGGGAGUGCCAACACCAUCCUGGGUGUGCUCAGUCACAAAUUGGACAGCCCCUUCUGCGGCACUGGGUUCAAACACAGGUGCAUGUACCUGGGGCCCCGGUAG
Spodoptera frugiperda (fall armyworm) is the source of this 597-nucleotide messenger RNA. RefSeq lists its product as uncharacterized. Lineage: Eukaryota; Metazoa; Arthropoda; Insecta; Lepidoptera; Noctuidae. Bases 1 to 597 code for a protein of 198 amino acids. The transcript has a single exon. The record is from RefSeq and is a predicted model, not a curated record.